AUGGUUUCCAAAAUCCUCGGCUCCCUCGUGGCCGUUUCCUUCGCUGCCCUCAGCGCCGCCGCGCCCGAGAAUGCAAUUUCAACCAUCUACCAAUUCCCGCACGGCUCAUGGCUCGAGAACCUCGAAACCGGCCCCGCAAACAGCAUCCUGACAACGAGAAUCGACACUCCAACCCUGUACCAAAUCACUACCCGCGCCGGAUCAUCCUCCCCUUGCCGGCCCAGCGGCGAGACCACGGCAUCAGCGAAGCUCAUCCAGUCCUUCCCCGGCGCCACCGGCGCCCUCGGAAUCGUCGAGUACAAGACGAACCACUUCGCUGUCGUCGCGGGUAACUACAGCCUGACGACCCACGAGUCUGCGAGGGGAAGCUACGCGCUUUGGGACGUGUGGUUUUCGGGCGCCCGGCUCGACCGCGUGUCCACGAAGAAGAUCGCCGAUAUCCCCGAGGCUGGGUUUCUGAAUGGGCUGACUGUUCUCAACAAGAACAAGCAUACCGCUACUCUUCUUGUUGGAGAUAGCUGGGACGGAGUCGUGUAUAGCGUCAAUCCCGAAACGGGUGACUAUGAUGUUGUGCUCGCGGAUGAAACGCUCAAGCCGGAGGAGGGGCAGAACUUGGGCGUCAAUGGUAUUCACCCUGUGACUAUUGGCCAUGAGACGUUCCUGUACUAUACGAACAGCCUCAAGGAGACGGUUAGCCGUGUGCAAAUCGAUCCCGUCACUGGACGCGCGAUCGGUCCCUACACGACCGUGGCAACUGGAGUCUGGGGCGACGAUUUCACCUAUGAUGCUGCGACUGGAGAUCUCUACGUGGCUGGAAAUUUCGAAAAUGUCGUCACGCAGGUGAAUCGCGAUGGGCAUGUUGAGGGGAUCUUCGGCGCGGAGACCCAGCUCACUGUCGCUGGUGCGACGAGUACGCUGAUCCAAGGACAAGGCCGGGGCAAGACCCUCUAUGUCGCUACCGGAGGAGCACUUGCGGCGCCUGUCAACGGAACCAUCACCGAGGGUGCCAAAAUUGUGGCGAUCAAGCUUGACUAG
Messenger RNA from Aspergillus calidoustus, 1035 nucleotides. The record is from the annotation of a GenBank genome assembly. NCBI's taxonomy places the organism in Eukaryota, Fungi, Ascomycota, Eurotiomycetes, Eurotiales, Aspergillaceae.